Molecule: messenger RNA, 3980 nt
Organism: Amoebophrya sp. A120
Lineage: Eukaryota; Dinophyceae; Syndiniales; Amoebophryaceae
Source: the annotation of a GenBank genome assembly
CCCGGCUACACGUCGUCCGCGCACGCUUGUCGGAACUGUAGCCAGUCGCUCCGGCGGCACCGGGGGUGCGCCGUCCCCGGCCGCGAUGUUUGGGGAUCAAAGUGACGCCCUUCCAACGCAAUCAGAAGAAUUGUCGCCGGCGGUUCUUGCUGAUUACAGGAGAAGUAACAACUCCACCGCCAUGACUGGUGCACGAAGAAGCGCACUAGAUGCGGAAGGCGAAGCCGCGGGCUCGGACGUAGUGCUUGACGAGCUCUCCAUCUCGGAAUCGGAUCCCAUUUGGCGCCGCCGGGUCAACAAGCGCACAAGCAGUGGGGCGACGCCGCGAGGGGAUUUUGGAGAGAUGAAAAAGCAGCAUAAGGAGGAGGAGAAAAGGGAGGAAAGAAGAUUGAGAAGUCAAGAACUUUUUGUACCUGGCGCGUCGGCCGCAUCAAGCUCCAGUUCUUCUACUAACCCAGCAGUUCUUCUUGCACACACACAGGAUGAUUUAGCAGACGAUGAAAAUCUCGUCCUCAGCUCUUCCGACACCGACACACCUUCCGGAACAGCAGCCGCCCUCGCUGCCUUCAGCUCCUCCGACUCGGAUUCCGCUGGAGCUCGCCGGCCACUCGGGUCCAUUUUGAAGCGACAGGAAAGGAACUCCACGAAGGCAAGCGCGGGAGUAACGGAGAAAGUACCACCUGCACCUGCUGCUGUCACUGGCGUCACACCAAAAGCAGCUUCGAGUACAGCAGGCGCUGGAGCUUCAUCUUCCACUCCGACGGGUAAAAAUCGCAGGGGCAAGAGAGCAAGGAAGAACAAAGCAAAGGCUAAGAACGCGGAGGUUGCUAGUAACCCUAAGCCGCCGCCGCCGGAGAAGCGCGUUCACUUCUACCCGGAGCCUGCCAGUGAUGAUAGUGCUGCUGGAGAAGAGACGCAGCAGCUGGCGUUACACCUCGCUCGCGAUCGAGAAAUAGAGAAUAGUGCCAUCUUCGCGAAGCAACAGCACCAAUACAGCAGGACCAACAUAGUCGGAGCAGGCCGUGGUAAAACGAAAAAGCGAUCUUUAGCCCUACUCGUCGAAGACGCGGAGGAAAUUGCGAAGAGUUCUUUCUUCUACUACAACGACGAAUCAACAGGAGACCAAGACAGAUCGAAACCCUCUGCGCCGGCAAGAGCGUCAUUUGUGCCAAGUACAGCUGCAGCUGCUCAAAUCUUAAAUAACCCCGCAACUGGUGCAGCUACCGAUAAUGAACCACGUGCGGACAAAUAUGUGGACAAUGUGGAAGUAGAGGGCGCUUCUAAUUUUUACGAACCAGACGGAUACUACAAGUUCUCCUCUUCUUCCUCCUCAGACGAGAACACACUUUUUUUACAAGCCGCCAACGGCACACGCAACCCUUCACAGCGCGCGCUUCUCUCGACGUCCCCGGGCCGGCAGUUUUUGUCUGCACCAAGAACUGCAGUGGAUUUUCUUCCCCCGCGUUUUCCUGUCAGCAGUGAUUUGUCGGUAUCUUCUACUUCCAGAGAACAAGAAAGCAGCAGCAGCUCCCUCGCUAGUUCCGAUCCCCUAGGCCAGCUUCUCACCCCAUUGCACCCGGAACGGUUGAAAGCAGUGACGCAGUACUAUUUGAGGAAGGCGACGGGAAGCUUUGCAAAUGCAGAAGGGGAGCAGGACAGUGGUGGUGGGGAACAAGGAGCUGCACAAGAUGUUGACUUGGAUUUUGUUGAAAUUGACGAGGUCGAACAUGAAUUCUUAAAUGAUAAACCACCCGGGAGCGUCAACCGAAGCGGAAUGAGAAUGACCACUACUUCCCCCAGUUUCACAAGCUUGCUGUGGAACUACAAUUACCGACUGGCAGCGCCGGUGUACGUGACGAUUGCAUUGAUCGCGCCGAUUUUGCUGCUCGCGCAAUGGCUGGGGCUGCAAGCGGAAACGGCGUACUUGGCGAGUGUGGCGCCGUUGACGCGAAUAAAGCCGGCGGGCGGGGUGAAGAAGGAGAAGGGACAACUUCAUCCGACUAAAGCUGCUGUCGGUGAAACUAGAGGUGAUCACGACCCCUACAGGAGCGACGAUGUGGAUGACUAUGCUUCCUUUGAGAAGGUCUCAGCAACACGCGGGCAAACUACACAGGAACCUCAAUCGAUCGCAGAUGGUAAAGCUAGAGAGCAGCUGCCUAUCGACGUUGCCGGACCUACUAGUACAACCAACUUGGUGAAGCUGAGCUUUCUGAGCACCGCGAUAAAAAGCGGGUCGAGAGCUACUUCUACUCCUGCUGGCGUUCUUGGUCCCGAUGAUCCCCGUCGUGGGCAGGACAGAAAACCGUCCGCGAAAGGCGUUGGCGAAGAAGAGAAAGGCAGUACUACUGGUAUGCCACACGACUCGUCCGUCUCAACAUCACCAGCGCCAGCUAGUUUAACCAGCCGUCUCGAGUCUGCCUGGUUGUCAAUGUCUGCGUUUGUGAAGCGAAAACUCUUUUCCGAUAGUACGGUUGCGGUAACAGCUACAACUUCCAAUAAAACUGCUGGUGCGAGAACAACAACUAAACUAUCGAGAACCGGAGCAACGACGGAGGACAAGAAGCACGCCGGAGGAAGCAAAGACGAGAUAUCAGAGACCCAACCGCCCCAAAAUGAAUCUUCCGAGAAUAAAUCCAGCAGUAUCCCAAACAUCGACUCGCCCCACAUUUUCUCUCCGCUGACCAACUCCGCCGUUUUCUCGAGUUUUUCGCCUCUUUCCGUCUACUUCCUCUCGAUCAGUUGGCUGGGCGAGGAGGUGGAGACCCGGAAGUGGCUUGCCGUCGUCCUGUGCAGCCUUGGGGUUUUUGCGCACCAGCCGCAGACCGUUUUUUCCUCCACCUCGGCGUUUCUUUUUGCGAUCUACGCGAUUUUGAUCACCCAGUACGUCCGCGACCCGGUGAUCUUUCUCGGGUAUAUCGUAUCAUAUGUAAAAACGUCCCCACACCAGAGUCGAGUUCGGAAAUCUGCAAUACAAAUCAACAAGCUUUGGCGGUUGCGCAUUACAGGUUUGGGCUCGCAGUGUAAUCGGGUUUAGCGAGUGCAGCAGCAUCACAAAGCUAGCCCCUCGUGCUGAUUCGAGCAUCACAAAUUUAAAAGUAGUGCUUACAAAACGUGUCUCAUGGGGCUCCGCAUGAGAGACAUUUUAAGCAUGCAGAUUUGCAUGACGGCUAUGGGUGGGGAUGUUUUUCAACAGGAUAUAUCGGGUUGUAUGUUCUCGCGAUCGGCAUCCCUCUGAUCAGUAUUUGCGACAGCGGCUUUUGGGAAAAGAUUUUCAUCGCCGCCCAGGACGACGAGAAGAACACGGAGUUGCUUUCCAACUUGUUUCUGUUCAGUGUCAUGAGUUCCUUCUUCUCCCACUACUUGUGGGCUUGGGGGAUCUUGCUCACCUCGCCGACCAUAGCAACGAUCGGGUUGUUAACGACGGCAGUAUUGUCCGCCGUUUUCGGAUUGGACAACACCGACACGACUUUGUCCACGCACUACGCGGCAGCCGCUUGCGUUGGUUUUGGCUUGUUUCUGUUCGUCCUCACGCAUGUCACAAUGGCCGGGAAAAGGAGUUACGCGUUUCAGAGAUAGAGGCGGGGGUGGAAUAAACAGAGGCGGGGGGAAUAAACAACUUGGCUCAUCUUCACAACCACGCAAAAAUACCAGUUCAGUACCACAGAAUCAAUCCAGUGCAAUGUGGGUUUUUGCUUCCACCGCUGAGGUUCCCACCGAAGCUCAUUGACAACGCAUCCUACGAGGCCAAAAGGAAAGGCCUCUUGCUAGAAAUGAGACCUCCAUGUAUGAUAAGAAAAUAGCAACUACUGCAAGAAACGAAAGAUGAUGAAACAAAAAAGAAACCAGUGAGUUAUCGUUUCCAAGAAAAUGAAAAAUUACGAAACAAAUACGAUGUUGGUUUUGAAAUGACAGUAAAGUAAGAACGAUGAAAGCACUGCAUUUAAGUAACCGAAAAGAGGUGCAUGAGAUGCUUCUUUGCC